AUGGCAUCCCGAUCAAUUUUAUUACGCUUCGAAAGUCGGAACGGCCAGUUUCGAUUCACCGUCAACCCGCAAGACCACUUCACAUCGCUCCAACAAAAGAUUCUCGAGCAUUUGCCACCCGACGUCGAGCCGGCUUCUAUAGCAUUGUCUAACAAGCCGAUAGGCACUGGCGGAGAAGAAAGAGAGCUCUCGGCCCUGGGGGGUGUCUCGAUUGGCCAAGUUGGCCUCAAACACGGUGAUAAGCUCUUCGUCGGCUACCAAGAGGGCACUUCCCACAAAAAUGGCCCAUCUAACGGCGUCACCAACGCGGCUGGCGAGCGUCGACUAAAUGGAACCGAGGUGCCUCACGAACGGACCGUCCCUAUCCGUUCACAGUCAGCCUCCGACACUCAUUUACAAAAUCCCUGGGAGGUGGCCCAACAGUCGCCCCUGGAUAAUCUAUUGGACAAGAAAGAUGGAAAGAUUAAGCGCAAGCAAGACCAGCGGAUGUGCAAACAUGGGCCUCGAGGCAUGUGCGACUACUGCAUGCCCUUGGAACCCUACGACGCGAAGUAUCUCGGCGAAAAAAAGAUCAAACAUCUUUCGUUCCACUCCUACCUUCGAAAAAUCAAUGCGGCGACCAACAAGCCUGAGGCAGGAAGCUCUUUCAUGCCACCGCUGAGUGAGCCUUUCUAUCGGGUACGCAGUGAUUGUCCGUCUGGACAUCCGCAGUGGCCCGAGGGUAUCUGUACUAAGUGCCAGCCUAGUGCAAUCAGUUUACAACCCCAGGAGUUUCGAAUGGUGGACCACGUCGAGUUCUCAACCCCUGACCUGAUCAACUCUUUGCUGGAUUUUUGGCGAAAGUCUGGUGCUCAGCGACUGGGAUUCCUGUAUGGGACGUACGAGGAAUACACUGAAGUUCCGCUGGGUGUCAAGGCCGUCGUCCAGGCAAUCUACGAGCCUCCGCAGGUAGGAGAGGUGGAUGGCGUCACCCUGCAUGACUGGCAGAACGAAAAGGAGGUGGAUGAGGUGGCUCGUCUCUGCGGCCUACAGAAGGUUGGCGUUAUCUUCACAGAUCUUCUCGACGCAGGUCGUGGAGAUGGAUCUGUGAUCUGCAAACGCCAUAUCGACUCUUACUACCUUUCCUCCUUGGAGAUUGCUUUUGCUGCCCGUCUGCAGGCUCAAAACCCCAAAGCAACCAAGUGGAGCCGGACAGGGCGAUUUGGUUCAGAUUUUGUGACAUGUGUUCUCAGCGGCGACGACACAGGUGCCAUUGCCGUGAGCGCAUACCAGGCGACAGUUUCGGCCGUGGAGAUGAUUCGAGCCGACAUUAUCGAGCCGUCGGCAGAACCUUCGGUCAUGCUGGUACAGUCAGAAGAUGAUGAUCAGGGCAGUAAAACACGAUACAUUCCCGAAGUUUUCUUCCGCCGUAUCAAUGAAUAUGGCGCGAGCGUACAAGAAAACGCCGCGCCGAGCUUCCCGGUCGAUUUCUUGCUGGUCACUCUUACACACGGUUUCCCCACCGAAUCGACACCUCUCUUCACCAACAGCCGCUUCCCCAUCGAAAAUCGAGAGGUCAUCGGCGAGAGUCAAGAACUACGCCAUAUCGCACAAAAGCUUAUGUUGCCCGGGGACCCCGACAAAGCUAUCGAGGGCGUCUCCGAUUUUCAUCUUCUAUGCUUCUUGCAUAGUCUCUCCACCUUCAACAAAGAUGAAGAAGCCCUUCUCUGCCGUGUCGCGAGGACGCACGCCCCUGCCGAUGGAAUGCAGCUGCUGAAUACGUCCGGAUGGGCAACGUUGAUGACUAUCCUCCAGGAAAGUGGUGAGCGCCCCCCUAAGCGCCCCUGGCCCACUGCGACCGAGAGUUCUCGCUUGGAUUUUCGCAGCGAGAAAACGCGGUAUCCCUCACCCACUUCCCACCUCUCCAGAUCUUCGUCUCCCAGGUCGGAUGGUGAACAGCUUGCUAAGAGGUUCAAGGGAACUAGUCUAGGUUGA
This is a messenger RNA of Penicillium argentinense, 1974 nucleotides long. It is a transcript of the gene npl4, whose product is annotated as nuclear protein localization protein 4. Gene Ontology annotation, cellular component: nucleus. The transcript has 4 exons. The record is from RefSeq and is a predicted model, not a curated record. NCBI's taxonomy places the organism in Eukaryota, Fungi, Ascomycota, Eurotiomycetes, Eurotiales, Aspergillaceae. Gene Ontology annotation, molecular function: ubiquitin protein ligase binding; ubiquitin binding. The coding region runs from base 1 to 1974 and encodes 657 amino acids. Gene Ontology annotation, biological process: ubiquitin-dependent protein catabolic process.